GAGGGUUCGGUCUGAAGUUACCACAACAGGAAGCGUCACUGUGCUAAAAACAUUGGAGUAGGAAAAGUGCAACAAAACGCUGUCGAACACGAAGCUGCAGGAAUGUUUCCUUUUAAGAAAAUGUGUUGAUUUGUGAAAUAAUAUUUUUAUAAUCCACAACUUCUCUUCAGUUGAUCGUCAUCCAUCUUGAGAACUGUCGAAUUUGCGUCACUAGCAGCCCUCAAUAGAUAGGUUGUGUUGACCAAAAUGGAUGACAGCAAGAUGGUGGGAGGCAAAGUCAAGAAACCCGGUAAACGAGGCCGUAAACCCGCUAAGAUUGAUCUGAAAGCGAAGUUGGAGAGGAGCAGGCAGAGCGCCCGGGAGUGCCGAGCCAGGAAGAAGCUCCGGUAUCAGUACCUAGAGGAACUCGUGUCCAGCAAGGAGAGGGCCAUCUGCGCCCUGAGGGAGGAGCUGGAGAUGUACAAGCAGUGGUGUACAGCCAUGGACCAGGGGAAGAUCCCGUCUGAGAUAAAGGCCCUACUGACAGGAGAUGAACAGAAGCCUCCUCAGAGCUCCUCCACCAAGAGCUCCAAGAACAGCAACCAGAGCUAAUGUGUUGGGAGUGCCAGACCAGAACUAGUCUGACUGUCAGUUUGUUAGAGGUGGCAGCCCUGGGUUGUAUUCAUUAGGGAAAUUAUAUCAAAUGUUGUGCAACAGAAAACAGGGUGUUCAUAUAAUACCUACCCCCUUUUUUCCAUCCCGUUUGCUUCCGUUUGUUGCCCUGGUGAAUACGACCCAGAGCGAGUCUGUCUGAUGAAAGGUUCCAGACCAGAGCUAGGCAGUAGGUACUCAGUCUGUCUAAUGAAAGAUUCCAGACCAGAGCUAGGCAGUAAGUACUCGGGUCUGUCAUGCCAGACCGCUCCACUGUAUAAGGCCUCUGUGACGGAGAGUGAAGAGGUGUCUCACCGGUCUGUCUGUUUCAGCCCCUCCCCCCUCUAGAGGAGACGCACAGCAACAGAACUGUCAGAGACGCAUAUCAUUACUAACGCUGGAGGACCUUCAGAGUAAUAGCUUGUAUUAUUUGACAGUUGUAAUCCACAUUACUGGCCUGAUUUAUCAUGCGUGGUUCACUAUUGGGUUAGGGUUAGGGGUUCACUAUUGGGUUAGGGUUAGGGGUUCACUAUUGCAACUCUUGGAUUCGUUAAUGUUAGUAAUGUGAAAUAUGUUAUUAGUUGCAGCUAUAGACACCUUUAGACAGCCUGUAUUAUUGAACAGUUAAUCUCAAUGUUUUAGCUUCUACGUGUGAGAAUUGAGGAAGCGUUUUAAUGGUACAUGGAUGAAACCAGGACAGAAGAAGUGAAAGGGUUUAGACUGUGCAUGUCCUACCUGGCCUAGACACUCAGACAAAACAAAGCACAUAUUCACCUUCAAAUAAGGAAUUACUCUUUGACCUUUUAUUGGUUAGUUUGUGUUGGGAAAGGAGCAGAACUAUGGUAACAUCCCAAAUGGCACUCCAUUCCCUAAAUAGAGCCCUGGUCUAAAGUAGUGCACUAUAUAGGGAAUAGGGCACCAUUGGGGACAUGUAUAUGAUGCCAUGUAUCUGCAGAGAUGAUGAUGGUGAUGUAAUGAUAUACAGCACUGUAUGUUGAAUUUAUUUAUAUAUUUUUAUUGGAUCACAGAAAGCCCUUUUUUCCCCGGUUUUGUAGUGUGAUGUUGUAGAACGUAUAGAAGGUCUGACAGACAAAAGAAAGAUCUUUCCCAUUUUGUAGAGAUGUUCAAGUCUCUUGUUUGUGUGAAAGGCUAGAAUGGGGGCACGUCCUUACCAGAACAGGAGCUGCUGAGGCAUUGCUCCACCUAUGUUGUCUUUCAGUAACGUUACAUUGUAUCAUGUGGUAUCUAAUCGAGGCCUAGACGACUCAUGUUCUUUCACCAUAAUGCAACCAAAAUAUAGUAGCCUGUACCUGUUUUGGUUUACAAAUGAUGAUUCUAUUGUCCUAAGGAAAUUAAAUAAGGACUCAUUAAUAGACAUUCA
Molecule: messenger RNA, 2011 nt
Organism: Oncorhynchus mykiss (rainbow trout)
Lineage: Eukaryota; Metazoa; Chordata; Actinopteri; Salmoniformes; Salmonidae
Gene: crebl2
Product: cAMP responsive element binding protein like 2
Biological process (GO): regulation of DNA-templated transcription
Cellular component (GO): nucleus
Molecular function (GO): DNA-binding transcription factor activity
Source: RefSeq, a predicted model, not a curated record